Messenger RNA from Mizuhopecten yessoensis (Yesso scallop), 3910 nucleotides. RefSeq names its product zinc finger CCCH domain-containing protein 13-like. The record is from RefSeq and is a predicted model, not a curated record. Lineage: Eukaryota; Metazoa; Mollusca; Bivalvia; Pectinida; Pectinidae. The transcript has 6 exons. Bases 517 to 2769 code for a protein of 750 amino acids.
CGGAAAUUACAAUCCGCCAUUAUCGUGUAUUCAGACAGGUAUAUUUAUCAACAAAGUCAGUUUCAUCAGGAAGUGCUACUUGAAUAUAAGUCACAUUUUCUUGAUAAAUAUAUGUCAGUCCAUUUCUGAAGCAACUGUAUGUGAUCGAAUGCGUAAAUUCGUAUAUUUGUACGACGGAAAGACGCGGGGUCGAACUACCCGUGAAAUGACUCAUCUUCACUACUCUAGCUAUGCUACUGAUACUGUGGAUGUAUGAUGUUUUACAGUAUACCUAUUGCAGGUACUUCUGUUGACAUAACUUUACACCGAAUAUCACGUUGGACAGUCGUUCGGAAACGUGUACUGCAUGUGGGCAAGACAUCUGUCAGUGUCAACAUCACUGGUUUGCAAUGACCCCAGGCAGUUGCUGUCAGUAACUUGAUUAAGAGCCAAGCUGAUCUGGCUUCUAAAAGUUGACUUCUGAUUUAUACUCAUUUAAAUAUCUGUAUGUAAGUAACUUCUUGAAUCAAUAGUGCGAUGAGUACCUCCUCAUUACCUUCGUCGGUGUCGGGUAGUGCGAGAGGGACACCUGUACCCAUGAACACGUCGGGAUCAUUCUCACCUGGAUCACUACCAUAUAAGGCACUAUCCACCAGCCCCUCUGUCUUAUCACUAGCAAAAGCAAGUGACGAUGAACUAAGACACAGAGGUGUAGAGGAACUUGUUCGUAUUGUUCGCCAUAUAGAAUCUGAAAUACGUUCAACUUUGGCAGAACACAGCAGCAUUAUAAAGGAUGUGAAUAGGAGAAUUCAGAUAAAUGUUUUGGAAAUAAGGGGUCUCAAAGACAUCAAUCAAAAACUGCAAGAUGAUAAUCAAGAACUGCGUGAUUUGUGUUGUUUUCUGGAUGACGAUAGACAACGUGGUCGUAAACUUGCGCGUGAAUGGCAGAGGUUUGGUCGAUAUACUGCAAGUGUUAUGCGUAGUGAAGUUGCAGCCUACCAGGAAAAGCUGAAAGAUUUAGAAAUGAAACAGGAGGAAUUGAUCUCUGACAAUGCAGACCUAAAAGAGCUGUGUUUGUACCUGGACCAGGAGAGGCUGGGGCCAUCUCAAGUGCGAGAUGAUGGGGACGGGAGCAGCAACAGUACAGCAGCGGGUGCAGAUGAGACUCCUCAAAUGGCUAUCAACACUUCAAAUCUUAGUGCACCUGACACCUCAAAUGAGUUCUGUGAUAGUUGCUUCAAGAGGGCAGAAAGAAAUAUUGGUGAUGGAUACAGAGCAACAGAUAGGAAAUCUCCAGCCACCUCUAAAGAUCACAGAUCUGACAAGAGUCCGAGUCCCUCCAAGCAGAGAACUGCACCAGUUGGGAAUUUGUUGGAGGGAUACAGCAACAAUGUUCAACAGGUCAAGGGAUCAAGGUUAUCUGAGAGUCCUACCAAACCAGAGGCGGUGGUCAGAGCUAUGAAGGUGUUGGAGGUACACGAACAGUUGGAGAGGCCCCAGACUGAUGUUGGGGAGGAGAACUUAGGAGACUCAGAGAAGGCUAUUGUUAGGGAAAUGUGUAAUGUGGUGUGGAGAAAACUAGGAGAUGUUGGACCUGAUCGAGCUUCAGAUCAAGACACACCUCAGACCCAACAGCAUGUGUAUGAAAAUCUCCCCCCAAGACAGGCCUCAAAUCCCCCUCCCCUACCCCCUAGCCACAGACAACCCCCAAAACCCCCAUCCUCAUUACCUGUGUCACAGCCGAAACCUCCUCUCGUUAGGUCUCCUCCGUCUGCACAUUCCUCCACUCCACCUCCUCCAUCUCAUAUUCAGGCUUUACCUUCACCAAACUUCACCCCACCUCAGUCAGCGCCACCCUAUACAUCUGUCACGUUUGAUAGGGCAGUCAGCAGUUCACCUAAGCAGUUUCCCACUUAUCACAGUCCCCAGGAUGGAUUAAAUACUGUGCCUUAUCCGGGUACUACCCAUACUGUCCACGCCCAGGCUGUACCUCGCCCCCAACAGUAUCAGCCACCCCCUCCCCCACCCCCACCUACACAGCUUCAUGAACGACCUCUUCCUCCAUACCAGCAUUACACAGAGCGUUCUCAUCAGCCAUCACCACACAUGUUCUCAGUUAAUCAGCCUCCUUUCCAUCCAAACACUGACAGAAUUCCACCGCCUGGACCACACAAAAUGUACCCUGACCCAAAACACAGUAAACAAGACAGAAGGAAUUACACUGACCCUAGGAACUUAAAUGAUUCAAGAGACUCGCAGGGAUCAAGAGGGUCACAGCCCAGUAAGUAUUCUGACCCCCGGUAUCAAAGGGACUCUAGGGACAGAGGUACAACUAGGGAUCAAAGGGAACGGACGCAUAAUAACCAGGAUCGCCGGGAGGGCAGUGGUACAAGAGAAGGCAGAGAUCCUAUCACACAAUCAAGGGAAUCCAGUCUUACUAGGGAGUCCAACAGUAGUCUUGACCCAAGAGUAGCCAAUCGGGACCCAAGAGACAAUCACAACAUCAGGGAUCAAGUUGGACCUCCUGCUAGGGACCCAAGGGAGCUUGGAUCUCCUAGUGGUAGAGAUCCAAGAGAUCCUAGGGACUCAGGAGAGUCUUUUCCAAGUAGGGACCCUAGAGAACAUGGCCCACCUCCAAGUAGGGAUCCUAUGGAACCCCCAGGUAGAGAGAAAAGGGACUAUGGAGCCCCAGGUGGUAGGGAUUCUUGGUAUCCACCAGACUUCCGACAGCAAGAUCUUCGUAGCAACCAUGAUCCUCGUGGCCAUUUUGAAAGAGGAUCCUAUCAUUAAACUUUGAAAGGUGCUUAUUGUUUUAGUAUACAAGGGCUAAAUCUGAAGUUUUUUCUCUCUUGGCUUAGAGUGCCAGUGAGCUUAUGGUAUGGUGAGGCGUCCAUCUGUCAACUUUCUGUGCACAGCAUUACCCUAAAGAAAGCAAAGACCCAGGUUGAUGACAUUUGACCAGACACUAGUUGGGAUGCAUUGCAAUAAAUUUUCCUCAAAUCAAUUAUCUUUACCUUUUUUUAACGUCACAGGGGUCAAAUAUGAUUAAAACCUCCAACAUUAUUAUCUCAAAGGUCCUGAGGUCUAGAGCCGUAAAACUUGAAACAUCUUAACAGCUUUCUUGGGUAAAAUGUUAUCAUGACUAUCGUAAGGGUUAAAAGCCCAGCGAUAUAUGUUCAACUUGUUAAGUUGAGAAAGCCUAGGGGCAUAAUAUUUGCAAGUAGGCUCUUUGUAGUACAAAUUCAAUUUUCUCUUAUAAAUUCCCUUGACCUACUUACAAGGUCACAGGAGUCUAGUUUGUUAAAAAUGUUACAUGUUGUAGAAUGUCUAUUUGACAUUUCACUGUCAUUUAGUCGGCAAACGAUAUGGAAAGUUUUAUGCAUGAUAUUAAACAGUCCAGGUGAGUGUUGCAGGCCCUCUGGACUUGUUAUUAUAGAAUUUACAUAUUUGUAUAGGUCUGCAAAUGGUGCAAAGCAAUACUGAUUAAUUUAAAUGUUAAAGCAUGUGGAUAUUUCAUAAAUUAUUUAUUGAGAGGUAAUUAUCAUUUUGUGUAUGAAACUAUGGCAGCCUUGACAAUAAGAUGGCACAUUUACUUGCUUGCAUUUUGUCACUUUUUUCUUUAUAUUAAUAAUAUUUUCAUUGGUGAAUUACAGACCUAGCAAUUCUUCAGUAAAACAUACUCGUUCUGUUAAUCUGCAAGUCUUAUGAUAUCAGUUCAGAUAUCCUUUUUUUUUGUCAAUUUUUGUCCAUAAGUCCUUGAAUGAAAUUCAAAAAUGUACAUAUUACACAACGUUUCACAUUUCAAUUAUACAUGGUAGACAAAGAUAAUGUUACCAUGGACUUCAUUAAUAUUUCUUGUCUAGUAUUUUCAAUUUUUAGCUUUCCAUCAUCUGAUAGUGGGCUAUUCAAAUCGUCCGUUGUCUGUCCAUCU